Messenger RNA from Glycine soja, 1630 nucleotides. RefSeq lists its product as uncharacterized. The transcript has 9 exons. The record is from RefSeq and is a predicted model, not a curated record. The coding region runs from base 150 to 1439 and encodes 429 amino acids. Lineage: Eukaryota; Viridiplantae; Streptophyta; Magnoliopsida; Fabales; Fabaceae.
GUUCAUUUUCGUAGACAAUAAGGCACCUUGAUUUUUCUUCUGACUUGGCCAGAAACCAGAGAGAGUAGUAAGUAGUGAUGAAAAGAUGCCUUCACCCCAAAACCAGAAGCAUUGAAUGAACAGAAGGCAUUUUCAGCAUCAGCAUCAACAUGGGUGGGGAUUCUAUUGUUUCUCAUGGUACAGACGAAGGUUCUUGUUUGGAGGAGAAUUUUCCCUUGCUUUCAUCUCACUCCUCACCUGCUCUCAGGGAUAAUUUGGGCUUGCAGGAUGAAGACAACAGAAUGAAAGCGGAGAAUGGGUUAACUUGUAGUGAAACUGAUGAAGAAAUCAUACAUCCUUCUAGAGUUGAUUUUGAAGUCAAUGAAAGGAGAAGGGUUAUUAACUACCAAGAAAUCCUUCAAUGUUGUGAUGAAUUGAAGAUUCAUAGCAAGGAUUUGAAAAGGGAGAAACAAAAAAUUUUGAGAUAUAAGCCUGGAGCAUGGAUUGAGAAGGCUGGUGGCUUAAAGAUAAGUGAUUAUGAUGUGCCAAAGACAACAUGCCUCUUAUUGGUUGGUCCAAGAGGAUCUGGGAAAAGUAGUCUCAUAAAUAGAAUCUCUAAGGUGGUUGAGGAUGACAGAUUUGCACCAGCAAGAGCACAAGAAUCAUAUAAUUCACUUUUAGGGGACGGAACAUCCUUCCUCCAGGAGUAUAUGAUUCCAAGAUAUUCAAAUUCUAUCUGUCUGUAUGAUACACGUAGUUUGUCGGAUAACUCAGAAAAAGAUGAGAAUAUUAGAAUGCUGAAGAGUUGGAUGACAAAAGGUGUUCACCAUGGAGAGCUUGUUGUCAGGAAAACAGAUAAUCAGAGAUUGAGGAAAAGUUUGAAGGGGAAAGCUCACAAGAAAGGUUACUUAUCCAGUAAGACCAGAAAAGUUAAUUUUGUAAUAUAUGUUGUUAAUGGUCUUUUGGUUCUGAAAGCAAUGGAGAAUGAUGGUGCUUUGGAGACACAGUGUGUUCAAUCAAUUGUUUCUACUUUCAAUUGCCCAUUCCUGUCAUUUAAAGAUGACAAACCUGUACUUGUUUUCACUCAUGGGGAUCUCCUUUCGUUCUCUGAGCGUGCUCUUGUUCGUGAACAUUUGGGAACGUUAUUGGGAAUUCCACCCACCAAGCAAAUUUUUGAUAUCCCAGACUGUGAUUGUCCAGCAACUGAGUCUGCCAUAAUUCGAAUGCUAAGAUAUAGUCUUGCACAUGCCGACAGACAUUUUCCUCAGAGAAGCAAGGUUAUGGAUAAGGUUCAUAAAAUGUCUCUGUCACUGUACAUGAUUUUGCUGAUUCUAGGAAUAGGAAUCGCGAUUGGCUGGGCCCAAAAUACUGAAAAUAGAAGAGUUCAAUUUCCACGUCCAAAACAGAAAGUUCCCAAGAGCAAGCCAAUAGAGUGGCAUAAAAUUCGACACAUAUGGUAGCUAUAAACAUUUGUAAACAUGGCUUGUACAUAUAUAAUGGUUAUUUAGUCCGUAAUGGAGUUGGGUGAAAAGACUUGUAAUUAAGGAAGUGUUUGGUUACUGUUGAAUUGGGAACCCUUUAGCAUGUGGGUGAUUAAUUGUUUUUUGUUCUUUGCAAUGGUUAUUUCAUGAUAAUAUGCGGUUAAUAUUUA